CGCCGCGAGCAACUACGAGCUGCAGACUCCAGUUCCUCAGAUUCACAGUAUGGAGAGCAGCUGAUCAGACCGUUACUUUUCACCGGACCAUUCUUUUUAUUCUCGAGCACCUACCCCUGUCAUUUUUCCAUGUUCGAAGUGCUAGACUUCAGAAACUAGUUGAACUGUUAGUUUUUGUAACUUUUUCUGUAGUAGCACUGAAACCUUGACGAGCUUUGUUUUUAGAUACUUUUUCCAUAGUGUUGUUCCUCUCAAGGAUGCGCAAAAGGAUGGCCCAUUUUCUGAAUCAGAAGAGGAGCCUUUUGAAUGUGCUCUACGUGUAUUUGUCUGUUUCUGUAGUUCACUCCUACAACAUUGAUUUAGAACAUCCUAUUGUGUUCCGUGGACCUGACUCGAGUUUCUUUGGAUAUUCUGUUCUGGAGCACUAUCAUGACAAUACGCGCUGGGUGCUGGUAGGGGCCCCCAAGGCCAACUCUUCCCACAGCAGCUCUGUUCACACCCCUGGAGCCGUGUUCAAGUGCCGUGUCCACAGCAACCCAGAGAGACGCUGCACUGAGAUGGACCUAGGCAGAGGGAACAAGCCCAGGGAGUCUUGUGGGAAGACGUGCCAGGGAGACAGGGAUGAUGAGUGGAUGGGGGUCAGCCUCGCCCGGCAGGACAAAUCCAAUGGAAAAAUACUGGCCUGUGCCCACCGUUGGAAGAACGUCUACUAUGACUCUGAGCUCAUCCUUCCCCAUGGUUACUGUUCCAUUAUCCCUCCUACGCUACAGGGCCGGACCCAAGCCCUCAUCCCCUGCUAUGAAGACUAUAAGCAGAAGUAUGGGGAAGAGCACGGCUCGUGCCAAGCGGGGAUAGCGGGCGUUUUUACUGAGGAGCUGGUGGUGAUGGGAGCUCCAGGAUCAUACUACUGGACAGGAACAGUCAAGGUCUACAACCUGACCUCCAGCACCUUCUACAACCCCAACAAAGAAGAAGUCGACUCACACAGAUACAGCUAUCUAGGCUAUGCUGUGACUGCUGGACACUUCUCCUCUCCUAACUUCAUAGAUGUGGCUGCAGGAGCUCCACAACACAGUGGAGGAGGAAAAGUUUACAUUUUCAGAAUAGAUGGUGGGUCUUUGGUGAAGAUCUUUCAAGCCUCAGGGAAAAUGAUGGGCUCUUACUUUGGCUCCUCAUUGUGUGCAGUUGACCUGAACCGGGAUGGCCUGUCGGACCUGCUGGUUGGAGCGCCCAUGCACAGCACGCUACGGGACGAGGGACAGGUCUCUGUCUACCUCAGCAAGGGCAAUGGGGUGAUGGAGCAGGCUGAACUCUUAAAUGGAGAUGAUGCCUACAAUGCACACUUUGGAGAGUGCAUCACUGCAAUCGGAGACAUCGAUGACGAUGGGUACCAAGAUGUGGCCAUAGGAGCACCCAAAGAAGAUGACUACGGUGGAGCAGUCUAUAUUUACCAUGGCGAUGCCGCAGGAAUCGUCAACAAAUAUUCUAUGAGGCUGUCUGGACGGAGUGUAAACCCCGCCUUCCAGAUGUUCGGCCAAUCAAUAUCUGGCAAUGUGGACAUGGACGGCAAUGGAUAUCUAGACAUUACCAUUGGUGCUUUUAUGGCUGAUAGUGUGGUGUUAUUGAGGUCCCGACCGGUGAUCACUGUGGACGUGUCCAUCUACCUACCUGUCUCCAUCAACAUCUCUGUUCCUCAGUGUCACGAGGGACCACAGCACCUCAACUGUUUCAACGCUACAGUCUGCCUGCUCUUCAGAGGAAAACACCUGCCUGGACAGAUAGAGUUGCUGUAUAACCUGACAGCUGAUGUGGAUAAGAGACAGAGGAGCCAGCCUUCUAGAGUGUACUUGGUUCAGAACGGAGCCCAGAUGAGCUCUGUGAGCAACGAGCUCAGUCUGGACAUCAACACAGUGGAGUGCCACCAGUACACUGCAUACGUUAAGAAGGACGUGAAAGAUGUGUUCACAGCCAUCACCUUUGAAGUGGCCUACACCCUGGGGAAGCAUGUGGUGGAUGGACAUCUUGACAAUGACCUGCCUGCUCUCACACCUGUACUACGCUGGAAGAAAGGAGACAAGAUAGCAGCAAAGAAUGAGACAUGGUUUGAGAAGAACUGCCUGUCUGAUGACUGUGCUGCUGACCUGAGACUCCAUGGGAAACUGCUGCUUUCUGGGCUCCACGUCCAUCCCCACCUUGCCCUAGGAGGAGUGAGGAACGUCUCUCUGAACGUGACCAUCUCCAACGCAGGGGACGAUGCCUACGACACCAAUAUCUACUUCAACUUCUCCAGAGAGGUCUUCUAUAUCAACUACUGGCAGAGGGAAGAGAAGGGUAUUUCCUGUGGUCUUGUUGAUUUAGACUUCCUCAAAUGCAGCGUGGGAUUUCCCUUCAUGAGAGCACAGACUAAGUAUCAUCUUGCAGUGAUCUUCGACACAAGCCGGCUUUCAGGGGAAAAUGAGACAUUGCAGUUUGUAGUUCAUGCAAAAAGUGCCAACCCUGAACAUAAACUGUUGGACAACACCUUGGAUCUUUCUAUCCCACUGGUCCAUGAGGUAGACACAACUAUCACUGGUGUGGUGAACCCGACGUCCUUUGAGUAUGGGAACUCCAUCGAUGCCUCUCGCUUCGUCCAGCUGGAGGACAUGGAGUGUAACUUCCAGCCACUCAACUUCACCUUUCAGGUGAUCAACAAUGGCCCCAGCAGGCUCCCUGGCUCCAUAGUGGACAUCAGGAUCCCCAACCGGCUGGCUGGCAAUGGGGCCGACAUGUUCCUCAUCAUGGACUCACAGGUGGCGGAGGGGCGAGGGAACUGUACCCCCCACAGGAAUCCCCAGCCCUGUACCAUCCCCCAGGACAGAGAGAAUAUCUUCCACACCAUCUUCGCCUUCUUCACCAAGUCUGGCCGCAGGGUCCUGGAUUGUGACCGGCCAGGGAGAGCAUGUUUAACUAUCUCAUGUAAUCUAGGCUCCCAGACCAAAGAGGAUGCUAUCAGUAUAGAUGUGAAACUUCUACUAAACACAGAGAUACUGAAUCGGGACAGCUCGUCGUUGAUCCAGUUCGUGACGAGGGGUAAUGUGAGAGUGGACGGGAGGGCCAUGGAGGUACCAGAGGGCCUAUCAGAAGACACUUCACUGGUGUUCGAGGCGCUCCACAGCCAGGAGCCAAGGGGCUAUGUUGUUGGUUGGAUCAUUGCCAUCAGCCUGCUGGUGGGAAUACUCAUCUUCCUACUGCUGGCUGUGCUGCUCUGGAAGAUGGGUUUCUUCCGCCGGCGCUACCGGGAAAUCAUAGAGGCUGAGAAAAACAGGAAGGACAGUGACGAGAGCUGGGAUUGGGUGGAAAAGAACCACUGAGAGACAGAAGCCAAUGAGAGCGCAGGAAUUGGGGAUUGGGUCAAUGGUGGAUCCAAUGAGCUGGGGGCUUUCACCACAGCCAGCCAAUCAGGACUAAGGGCCCUUCAAUCUUCCAUAUGUGGAAGAGAAAAAAAUAUUCUCCGGAUUUUUCGGAGGGAGACCUGACAUUUUAGUGGGUGGGGGACUGGGGAUUGAGGAAACGAACGAACAGACAUCUGAGGUGAUGGUUGGUGUGGCUUGCUAGGGUCGUAUUCAUUAGGACCUUAAUUCAGUGCAACAGAAAAUGGAAAUUCACGUUUUUUAUUUGACAAGCCCAAUGAGUCUUUUCCUGUUUGUUUUCUUCCGUUUGGUGCCAAAUGAAAACAACACUCGCAAUAGAAUUGAAUUAGUCCCUAUGGAGCUUAUGGAGAUAACUGCCUGACAGUCAAAUCUAUGGAGGUAACUCCCUGCCAACAGAAAAUAACAGAAUGGAACUGGUAAAGAAAGAAGGGGCCUGUUCAGAAGGCUGGAACAUAGAUAGAAAUAUAUCGUGCAGAACAGAAAUGAUUGUCAUAUAUACGAAUAGGGAAUUGCAUCAGCUCUAUUCAUUCUAUUUCUAUCUGCAACGUUCAGAGUGCUUCACGUCCCUGAAUUCACCCAAGGAGAUUGAUGUCCUGUGACAGGAAGUGGAAAUGACAGAUAUUAUCAGACAAGACCAUGAAAACCCUCAGGGCUCUGUUUUAAUAGUAGCAAAAAUUUAUUUUUAUACAUAUAGCCAUAUUGUAUUAAAUUGGGGCUUCGAGAAAGGGUUGGUUGGGGUUUUUGACGUCUAAUGUAAGCAUAUCUAUAUGUUUUUCUUUAAAGCACUGAUGUCCGAGUUGAUAAGAAGAGUUGAUGCUAUGUUUCCAAAGUUUAUCCUUUCUUUUUGAGGCCAAAGAUAAUCUAUAGUAUAGUAUAUGAGUAUAGUAUAUAAUUCUGUACUGUUUCCUGCUCACAGAUAUCUCUUGAAUAUCUCACACAUAUCCUUCUCCCUUAGAUAUCUAUAUGGCAACCAGCCAAAGCAAGUCCUAUGAAAGCCCAUAUAAAUAUAACUAUUAGAGCGGACAUUCCCAUUCAAGUCAACAUUCUAUUUUUAUGUGUAGACCUUCCCUUCACCAUAAACAGAGCUAUAUUUUUGGCACACAUCGAAGUUGUCAUUGUCAUGAAGAAAUGCUGAUAACCAAGCAAAAGAGUUCUAAUACGUUUUUAAUUUAUUGUAUAUGUAACGCUUUUCCAGACCCUCAAAGCGCUUUAUAUAGUAAAAAGGAAACUCACCUCAUCAACUACCAAGUAACCCAUGGUCCAGAUGCAGACAUCACCAACACCACUGUAGCUAGAGCAUUUCAUUUACAGUUAGAGCUCUAUUCAGUCAGUAUCACUGAAGCGUUACAGAUUGCGCGCUAGAAAUGUGAAGCCGACAUGCUGUGUUUACAUGCUGUGUUUACCGUGAAUGCUGUGUUUACCGUGAAUGCUGUGUUUACCGUGAAUGCUGUGUUUGCCGUGAAUGCUGUGUUUGCCGUGAAUGCUGUGUUUGCCGUGAAUGCCGUCUCUGCUAACGAGGAACCAUUGCCUUUACAUUUCAAUCAUGCUGUAACGUGGAACUUCCGCGAUACAGAUUGAAUAGAGCCCUUAAUUUGCCACAUUUCACAAAGUGUGGUCAUUUCAAACUGAAAGUUUAAAAUGUGAGUAAGGCAGAAGAGACAGUGGAUAGAGGAGGAGUGGAUAGAUGGCAUAAACAGAUAUACUCAUCAUUUUUUAGCUCAAAGAAGCAUUCCACUUGUCGCCACUAAGUUAAUAAUCUCUCCAGUGUUGUGUGCCAGAGGAGAAGGUCCAUCAAUUAGAUGAUAGUCUGGAAAAUUUCACAAAUCAUGGUAUUUAAAAAAAAUUAUAAUAAUUUGAACUGUAUCCUUUCAUAUGAGUGGAAAGGUUUACAUUAUACCUUUAAAUUGCCAUUAUACCUAUGUAACUACAUAGAAAGAACUGUAUAAACAACAUUGUAGUUACAGUAGUGAUAGAGUAUUGGCAUAGGGCUAUGCAUUAGAUGCAAAUUAGAACAUUUUGGUUUACAGUUCAAAUGUGUAAUUUAACCCACAUCCCGCCAAUCUUUUGAAGCUACAACAAAUGUUGUAAAGGACAAGUGGAAUAUAGGCUACAUUCUUUGAGAAUCAAGUGUCAAAAGCUGUUUUGGCAAAGAGCUAAUCGCUCAGAUAUCCACAUGAUCAAUCACAAGCAUAGCCUGUUUCAAAUUUCAGGUAACAUGUUUUUAUGAUCCUCAAUGUAGGAUCAUAUGUUGAUUAUAAUGCCAAACAUGACAAUGACUAAAUAGAAAUUGUCUAUACAGCUCAAACAGGUCUGGGACCAGGCUAGAGCGAUACCAAACCGUAUAGGAUGUUUUACUCUACAUUGCCGGAAGAACACAGCCUAGAUCCAAACUGAAUUGUUCCGUUUCACUAUUGUUUCAGUUCAUGUUUGCCACAGUUUUACAAUAGUGAAGCUGAAUAAUUCAGUUAGAAUCGAGGCUAGGAUGAAUAUCUGAGAUCAGUGUAAACUAUACCAACCUACAGUUGAAGUUGGAAGUUUACAUACACUUAGGUUGGAGUCAUUAAAACUUGUUUUUCAACCACUACACAAAUUUCUUGUUCACAAACUAUAGUUUUAGCAAGUUGGUUAGGACAUCUACUUUAUGUAUGACACAAGUAAUUUUUCCAACAAUUGUUUACAGACAGAUUAUUUCACUUAUAAUUCACUGUGUCACAAUUCCAGUGGGUCAGACGUUUACAUACACUAAGUGCCUUUAAACAACUUGGAAAAUUCCAGAAAAUGAUGUCAUGGCUUUAGAAGCUUCUGAUAGGCUAAUUGACAUCAUUUGAGUUAAUUGGAGGUUUACCUGUGGAUGUAUUUCAAGGACUACCUUCACACUCAGUGCCUCUUUGUUGACAUCAUGGGAAAAUCAAUAGAAAUCAGCCAAGACCUCAGAAAAAAAAUGGUAGACCUCCACAAGUCUGGUUCAUCCUUGGGAGCAAUUUCCAAAUGCCUGAAGGUACCGCUUUCAUCUGUACAAACAAUAGUACACAGUAUAAACACCAUGGGACCACGCAGCCAUCAUUACCGCUCAGGAAAGAGACGCAUUCUGUCUUCUAGAGAUUAACUUACUUUGGUGCGAAAAGUGCAAAUCAAUCCCAGAACAACAGCAAAGGACCUUGUGAAGAUGCUGGAGGAAACAGGUACAAAAGUAUCUAUAUUCACAGUAAAAACGAGUCCUAUAUCAACAUAACCUGAAAGGCAGCUCAACAAGGAAGAAGCCACUGCUCAAAAACCUCCAUAAAAAAGCCAGACUAUGGUUUGCAACUGCACAUGGGGACAAAUAUUGUACUUUUUGGAGAAAUGUCCUCUGGUUUGAUGAAACAAAAAUAGAACUGUUUGGCCAUAAUGACCAUCGUUAUGUUUGGAGGAAAAGGGGGGAGGCGUGGUAGCAUCAUGUUGUGGGGAUGCUUUGCUGCAGGAGGGACGGGUGCACUUCACAAAAUAGAUGGCAUCAUGAAGGAGGAAAAUUAUGUGGAUAUAUUGAAGCAACAUCUCAAGACAUCAGUCAGGAAGUUCAAGCUUGGUCGCAAAUGGGUCUUCCAAAUGGACAAUGACCCCAAGCAUACUUCCAAAGUUGUGGCAAAAUGGCUUAAGGACAAUGAAGUCAAGGGAUUGGAGUGGCCAUCACAAAGCCCUGACCUCCAUCCUAUAGAAAAUUUGUGGGCAGAAAUUAAAAAGCGUGUGCGAGCAAGGAGGCCAACAAACCUGACUCAGUUACACCUGCUCUGUAAGAAGGAAUGGGCCAAAAUUCACCCAACUUAUUGUGGAAAGCUUGUGGAAGACUACCCGAAACAUUUGACGUAAGUUAAACAUUUUACAGGAAAUGCUACCAAACACUAAUUGAGUGUAUGUGAACUUCUGACCCACUGGGAAUGUGAUGAAAGAAAUACAAGCUGAAAUAAAUCAUUAUCUCUAUUAUUAUUCUGACAUUUAACAUUCUUAAAAUGAAGUGGUUAUCCUAACUGACCUAAAACAGAAAUUUUUACUAGGAUUAAAUUUGAGGAAUUGUGAAAAACUGAGUUUAAAUGUAUUUGGCUAAGGUGUAUGUAAACUUACGACUUCAACUGUACAUUCCCCCAUUCCAUUACUAGAGGCCCAGGGCAUUUAAUACCAACCUACACCCAUUAGUAGAUUCCCAGGGCAUUUAAUACCUACCUACACCCAUUAGUAGAGGCCCAGGGCAUUUAAUACCUACCUACACCCAUUACUAGAGACCAAUGGUAUUGUAUACCUAGCUACACCCAUUACUAGAGGCCCCUUCCCAUGACAGAGAAACAUGGCUGAGUAAUACCCUUAAAAUAGCAAGGUUAGGGAAUAUGCUUCACUCUACUCCAUCACCAUGCAUAAACUACUAGCUAUUUAAGGCUUAUGAGAACAUCCAGUUUUGAAGUCAACAUGUUUGAAUGUAAGUGUUCGAAACUGAUACGACUGAAUCAUCUGGAAUGCUCCCAUUAAAGCUACAAUCUGGAAGACAUGUUUUGAGGUAACAGUAUACAGCUGAAGGAUGGGUCCUAUAUACAGUGGGGCAAAAAAGUAUUUAGUCAGCCACCAAUUGUGCAAGUUCUCCCACUUAAAAAGAUGAGAGGCCUGUAAUUUUCAUCAUAGGUACACUUCAACUAUGAGAGAAAAAAAUCCAGAAAAUCACAUUGUAGGAUUUUUUAUGAAUUUAUUUGCAAAUUAUGGUGGAAAAUAAGUAUUUGGUCAAUAACAAAAGUUUAUCUCAAUACUUUGUUAUAUACCCUUUGUUGGCAAUGAUAGAGGUCAAACGUUUUCUGUAAGUCUUCUGUAGGUUUUCACACACUUGCUGGUAUUUUGGCCCAUUCCUCCAUGCAGAUCUCCUCUAGAGCAGUGAUGUUUUGGGGCUGUUGCUUGGCAACACAGACUUUCAACUCCCUCCAAAGAUUUUCUAUGGGGUUGAGAUCUGGAGACUGGCUAGGCCACUCCAGGACCUUGAAAUGCUUCUUACGAAGCCAUUCCUUCGUUGCCCGGGCGGUGUGUUUGGGAUCAUUGUCAUGCUGAAAGACCCAGCCACGUUUCAUCUUCAAUGCCCUUGCUGAUGGAAAGAGGUUUUCACUCAAUCUCACGAUACAUGGCCCCAUUCAUUCUUUCCUUUACACAGAUCAGUCGUUCUGGUCCCUUUGCAGAAAAACAGCCCCAAAGCAUGAUGUUUCCACCCCCAUGCUUCACAGUAGGUAUGGUGUUCUUUGGAUGCAACUCAGCAUUCUUUGUCCUCCAAACACGACGAGUUGAGUUUUUACCAAAAAGUAAUAUUUUGGUUUCAUCUGACCAUAUGACAUUCUCCCAAUCUUCUGGAUCAUCCAAAUGCUCUCUAGCAAACUUCAGACGGGCCUGGACAUGUACUGGCUUAAGCAGGGACACACGCCUGGCACUGCAGGAUUUGAGUCCCUGGCGGCGUAGUGUGUUACUGAUGGUAGGCUUUGCUACUUUGGUCCCAGCUCUCUGCAGGUCAUCACUAGGUCCCCCCGUGUGGUUCUGGGAUUUUUGCUCACUGUUCUUGUGAUCAUUUUGACCCCACGGGGUGAGAUCUUGCGUGGAGCCCCAGAUCGAUGGAGAUUAUCAGUGGUCUUGUAUGUCUUCCAUUUCCUAAUAAUUGCUCCCACAGUUGAUUUCUUCAAACCAAGCUGCUUACCUAUUGCAGAUUCAGUCUUCCCAGCCUGGUGCAGGUCUACAAUUUUGUUUCUGGUGUCCUUUGACAGCUCUUUGGUCUUGGCCAUAGUGGAGUUUGGAGUGUGACUUUUUGAGGUUGUGGACAGGUGUCUUUUAUACUGAUAACAAGUUCAAACAGGUGCCAUUAAUUACAUUUACAUUUAAGUCAUUUAGCAGACGCUCUUAUCCAGAGCGACUUACAAAUUGGUGCAUUCACCAUUAAUACAGGUAACGAGUGGAGGACAGAGGAGCCUCUUAAAGAAGAAGUUACAGGUCUGUGAGAGACAGAAAUGUUGCUUGUUUGUAGGUGACCAAAUACUUAUUUUCCACCAUAAUUUGCAAAUAAAUUCACUAAAAAUCCUACAAUGUUAUUUUCUGGAUUUUUUUUCUCAUUUUGUCUGUCAUAGUUGAAGUGUACCUAUGAUGAAAAUUACAGGCCUCUCAUCUUUUUAAGUGGGAGAACUUGCACAAUUGGUGGCUGACUAAAUACUUUUUGGCCCCACUGUAUAAAGAAAGCUACAAUCUGGGAUAAAAAAAAAGACAAAUUACAGCAAUGCCACUUGUUUUGGUGAUGGUAUACAGCUGAGGGGAUAGGUGGUAUAAUAAUGUUUAAUGACCAUGGAACAGAUUCCCAGAAUGCACCUUUUAAAGCACAUAUCUAUUUGAGAAAGGGAACAUUAAUCCAUUGUAAGAGACCCAUAACCCUGUAAACACCAGUGUCUCUUUCUCAAAGUGUGGAUAUGUGUUAUCUGAUCAGAUGAGUAAACCCAAUUUAAUCUAAAGCUUUCCUGACAUGGAAUGAUGUAAUUGACGAACAAUGAGAUAGAUGUGUGUGGAUGUGAGAUGUUUUAAAAGCGCACUCCUGUCAAUUUAAAAGGGUUGAAAAGUUUCUAAAUGUGCAAUCCCAAAUGUUGCAUGUGCUAGGCAGAGGCGCAACUUUGGUUUUAGAUGUGGGGGGGCCCAUAAUUUGUUUUAUUUUAUCCAGUCGGAUAAACACUCCAAACAGCCUACCCGACCGCUCGGAUGCGUCCGCAUGGUCCUGAAGCACAUUGAAGUGGAUUUAACAAGUGACAUCAAUAAGGGGUCAUAGAUUUCACCUGGUCAGUCUAUGUCAUGGAAUGAGCAGGUGUUCCUAAUGUUUUGUACACUCAGUGUAUAUAAAAACAGCCGUUGGCGUUUCAGAGGCUUUUGUGUGAUAAUUAAAUUAGGCUCUAUUCAAUUUGUAUCGCUGAAGUGUUACAGAUUGCGCACUAACAUUUUUAUGGUAAUUUCCUAUUGAGCUUACAUCUGCAGUGUUUACCAUGAAUACAGUCUCCACUAAUGUGGGAACAAUGCCUUUAAAUUUGAACUUUUGCUAUACGGAUUGAAUAGAGCCCUAAGUUAUGUAGAGCUUUUUGAAAGCUGAAUUGUGUGGUGUUCCUUUACAAGUCUAAAAGGCUGAGACACUUUACUGUGCUUACUAUGAUGGCAUUGUCUUUAUCAAUCAUGCUGCAUUGAUCUCUGAUUGAUUGGUUAGAAAUACAUCCUAUAUUUUAAUGUCACCCAUUCAUUUCACUGGCAUGGCAAGUACUGUACACAUUCACGAUCUCCUCUGCACCUGAUAUAGUUAUCUAAUGGAAACUUGACAUGUUUUUUUGUAUUUUAACUGUGAUGGUUUCGUUCUUUACUUGUAUAUUGUUUCACCUUUAUCACACCAUAGGUAUUUGAAUUUUGUUUAAGAUAUACUACUGUCACUGAAUUAUCAUUUGUAUAAAAGUAUUGAUCUACAUGUUUGAUGUUUAAACUCAUGUUCAAGCUGUAUAUUUAUCUGUUGAUACAUUUUAGAUUAAAACGAAGUUCUUUUUUUUAAA
Oncorhynchus nerka (sockeye salmon) is the source of this 10969-nucleotide messenger RNA. It is a transcript of the gene itga9, whose product is annotated as integrin, alpha 9. The transcript is spliced from 28 exons. Gene Ontology annotation, biological process: cell adhesion mediated by integrin; integrin-mediated signaling pathway; cell-matrix adhesion. The coding region runs from base 258 to 3350 and encodes 1030 amino acids. The record is from RefSeq and is a predicted model, not a curated record. NCBI's taxonomy places the organism in Eukaryota, Metazoa, Chordata, Actinopteri, Salmoniformes, Salmonidae. Gene Ontology annotation, molecular function: integrin binding. Gene Ontology annotation, cellular component: integrin complex; external side of plasma membrane.